Bombina bombina (fire-bellied toad) is the source of this 3122-nucleotide messenger RNA. Its product is annotated as E3 ubiquitin/ISG15 ligase TRIM25-like. NCBI's taxonomy places the organism in Eukaryota, Metazoa, Chordata, Amphibia, Anura, Bombinatoridae. The record is from RefSeq and is a predicted model, not a curated record. Gene Ontology annotation, molecular function: zinc ion binding; protein binding. The transcript has a single exon. Bases 21 to 1586 code for a protein of 521 amino acids.
UUUCUGCUGCUACAUACAGUAUGGCGUCUGCUGAUCUGAGAGAGGAGCUAACCUGCCCCAUCUGCCUGAGCAUUUAUACAGAUCCUGUAACGCUCAGCUGUAGCCAUAACUUCUGCCUGGGCUGUAUUGAGAGUGUGCUGAAUACCCAGGAGGGGUCUGGGAUUUAUACCUGUCCUGUGUGCAGAGAACCUUUUAACACAAAGCCUAAAUUACAGAAAAACCUAAACCUGCGUAACAUAGUGGAGCAUUUCAUUCCUGCUCAGCAAGAUCACAAAGUCUUCUGCACUUACUGUAUUCACUCUCCUGUACCUGCAGCUAAAUCAUGUUUGCUAUGUGAGGCUUCUCUGUGUGAUACCCACCUGAGGGUACACAGCAAGUCUGAGGAAAACGUCAUAACUGAACCCACCACUUCCUGGGAUAACAGAAAAUGCUCCAAACACAAGGAGCUGCUGAAAUAUUACUGCACUGAGGAUGCUGCCUGUAUCUGUGUGUCCUGCUCCCUGGCCGGAGACCACAGGGGACACCAGCUGGAGCUGCUGAAUGAGGCUUCUGAGAAGAAGAAAAAUAAACUGAGAAAUGUUCUGCAGAAACUGGCCACAAAGAGAAAGAAGACAGAGAGAAGAGUCCAGAGUCUGCAGGAGCACAGAAGAGGGGUGCAAGAGAAAGCAGCUGGUGUAACGGAGCGACUCACUGCCCUGAUUAGGAACAUCAGGAAACAGCUGGAAGACCUAGAGAAGCGACUCUUGAGUGACAUCACUCGGCAGCAGGAGCAGGUUUUACUCACAAUCUCUGAUCAGAUCCAGCAGCUGGAAAAAGAGAAGGACAAUCUGAUCAGGAAGAUGUGUCACAUUGAAGGGCUGUGCAGCAUGACUGACCCAUUAACUGUCCUACAAGAACAGGAAUCACACAAAGAUGACUUUUGUGGUGCUGAGAAGGGAGAUAAUGAGGACACACAGAGAGAUGAUAAACAGGCACCGGCUGUGGGGGAUUUGGAUGAGGGUCUGAUCUCAGUGACCUUAUACAGAGGUUUAGUUGAUACUGUGAAUGAUGUAAAGAGAGGACUCUAUGUGCAGGUGACAGACAUAUUACUGGAUGUAAAUACAGCUGGUAAUGAUGUAACUGUAUCAGGUGACUUUAAAUCUGCAUCUUGGUCAGAAUUAAACCAGCAGCGACCAGAAACACCAAAGAGGUUUCUUUGUUCUCAGGUACUAAGCACCAGUAGCUUUUCCUCAGGACGACAUUACUGGGAAGUGCAGACCAGUGAAGCUUGGGGAUGGCGGGUUGGGAUGUGCUAUCCCAGUAUGGAGAGAAGAGGAGAUCAGUCCUUAAUGGGAAACAAUAACAAAUCCUGGUGCUUGUGUGGGUUUAAUAAAUAUUUUUCAGGAACACAUGAUUCACAGCAAUCUCCAAUACCACACACUUUAUCCUGCUGGAGAUUAGGAAUACUGCUGGACUAUGAGGCUGGGCGUCUGACCUUUUAUGAGCUGUGUGACCCAAUCAAACGCUUACACACCGUCACCUUCACUGAGCCUCUACAUGCUGUAUUCUGCGUAUCCUGGGAUGGGUGGGUCAGAAUCAUGUGCUAGAAAUGAUGAUCACUGCAUGUUGUGAGAUGUGACACAUCAUUAUCCCCAGUAAAUCAGCCAUCCCAGUGUGUAUAGAGGGGUCUAUAUAUGCAAAGGGCCCUUGUGCUUAUGGCUAUGCCUUCUGUUUAUUAGAACUACUUUUCUGCAUAGAGCAGUGCACAUAGGUUUCUCUUUUUUCAUACAUACAGUGCUGCACAUGCGUCUCUUGCUCUUAUAAAUCGGUGCUGCAUAUGCAAACAGGUUUCUUACUCUCAUACAUACAGUUCUGAACAUGCACACAGGUUUCUCACUCUCAUACAUACAGUGCUGCAUAUGCAAACAGGUUUCUCACUCUCAUACAUACAGUGCUGCACAUGCACAUAGGUUGCUCACUCUCAUACAUACAGUGCUGCACGUGCACAUAGGUUGCUCACUCUCAUACAUACAGUGCUGCACAUGCACAUAGGUUGCUCACUCUCAUACAUACAGUGCUGCACAUGCACACAGAUUUCUUACUCUCAUACAUACAGUGCUGCACAUGCACACAGGUUUCUCCCUCUCAUACAUACAGUGCUGCACAUGCACACAGGUUUCUCCCUCUCAUACAUACAGUGCUGCACAUGCACACAGGUUUCUCCCUCUCAUACAUACAGUGCUGCACAUGCACACAGUUUUCUCACUCUCAUACAUACAGUGCUACACAUGCACACAGGUUUCUCUCUCUCAUACAUACAGUGCUGCACAUGCACACAGGUUUCUCCCUCUCAUACAUACAGUGCUGCUCAUGCACACAGGUUUCUAACUCAUAUACAUACAGUGCUGCACAAGGACAUAGGUUUCUCACUCUCAUACAUACAGUGCUGCACAUGCACACAGGUUUCUCCCUCUCAUACAUACAGUGCUGCUCAUGCACACAGGUUUCUAACUCAUAUACAUACAGUGCUGCACAAGGACAUAGGUUCCUCACUCUCAUACAUACAGUGCUGCACAUGCACAUAGGUAUCUCACUUUCAUAAAUACAAACAUACAUGUAAAAAUAAUAAUCAGCACAAGAUUACACAUAUAUAUAUAUAUAUAUACACACACAUAUACAUAUAUAUAUAUAUAUAUAUACAUACAUACACACACAGUACGUGCAAUGAGCUACAUUCACAUCAACAAAAUAUUACACAUACAUAAAUAUAUUAACACAUGUACAAUUAAAUACAUAUACAUCAUCACAGGUUUACAUAUGUAUAUAUAUAUAUAUAAAAACAAUAAAAUACAUAAACAGCACAAUAUUUCAUAGACAUACAUAUAUGUACAAUAAGAUACAUACAUACACAUCAGAAAAAUACUACAUAUACAAAAAUACAUACAUACAUGUGCAAUAAAAUACAUACACAUAAGCACAAACAAAACUAUUGACAAGCCUUCACUGCAAUAUAGUAUUCAAUAAAAUUAGCAGUUAAAAAAAAGGUAUAAGCAUUAAACAGUGUGCAUUAAAAUGUAUAUUAAAAGUACGCAGCAAAAUUCAAAAUAAAAUGAUGCAGUAAAAAUAAGACUUUAAAAAUCAUA